UGCCAUCACUGCAUUUCUUUUUGCACUCCAUCGAGAUUAGUUACUUUUUGAGCUGAAGAAGGUGCUAUCGGAGUAUUUUUUUGUUUAGCGAUUAAAGCCGUUUUUGUUGUUCAGCAUGCCUGAGCCAGCUAAGUCUGCUCCCGCUCCCAAAAAGGGAUCGAAGAAGGCUGUAACUAAAACCCAGAAAAAGGGAGACAAGAAGCGCCGCAAGAGCAGGAAGGAGAGUUACUCCAUCUACGUCUACAAGGUAUUGAAGCAGGUUCAUCCUGAUACUGGCAUUUCUUCCAAAGCGAUGGGUAUCAUGAACUCAUUCGUGAAUGAUAUCUUUGAACGUAUUGCGGGAGAAGCUUCUCGCCUGGCUCAUUACAACAAGCGCUCCACCAUCACUUCCCGGGAGAUCCAGACGGCUGUGCGUCUUUUACUGCCUGGGGAAUUGGCGAAGCAUGCUGUCUCAGAGGGCACGAAGGCUGUCACCAAGUACACCAGCUCCAAGUAAGCAGAUCGUGCUGCUUAGCGAAGAACCCAAGAACCCAAAGGCUCUUUUAAGAGCCAC
Rhineura floridana is the source of this 553-nucleotide messenger RNA. Its product is annotated as histone H2B 5. Bases 116 to 496 code for a protein of 126 amino acids. Gene Ontology annotation, cellular component: nucleosome. The transcript has a single exon. The record is from RefSeq and is a predicted model, not a curated record. NCBI's taxonomy places the organism in Eukaryota, Metazoa, Chordata, Lepidosauria, Squamata, Rhineuridae. Gene Ontology annotation, molecular function: DNA binding; structural constituent of chromatin; protein heterodimerization activity.